CAGUGGAAGUCCCUGUUCAUAGCACGCCAUUUUGUAACAGUAGGCUGAUUGUUUCGUGCAAGAGAUUAGCUAACCUGUACUUGCAACAAAAUAGCGUUUUCUCUGUGUAAUCAUGUCUGAAAACUAUUCGACAGGAGAAGCAGGGGGCGUAGAGAUUCCUGAGGGAGCAAUUCGCAAAUUGUCGGAGCUGAGAGUCAUUGACUUGAAAGCAGAAUUAAAAAGACGAAAUCUGGACGCCACCGGCAUCAAGAGUACGCUGACAGAGAGGCUGAAAAAGGCUAUUGAAGAAGAGGGUGGAAACCCAGAUGAGAUAGCGGUUGUUCUCGAUGCAACUCCUAAGGCGGCACUGGCUAAACGGACCUCCAAAGGGAAAAGACAUGAGAACGAUGAAUCAGAGGACUGCACCAUUGAGGAAGAUUCGGGGGAUGGCCAGGAUGACAACAUGCAGGACAUGGACAUCCUGGAUAUGAAUGUGCUUGAUGAGGCUGAGAAUGACAACAGUAUGCCAGCCGAGGAGGAGUACGACACAGAUGAAGUCCUGAACUCUCCAUCGGAUGAAGUCAACCCCGAGAUCCUGGCUGAUGAAGAGGCCAUGAACGAAGAUGAACACAAUGGAGUCUCUGGCUCUCCUGAGCCAAUGAGUGAAGCCAAACCUGAAGAGGUUCAAGAGAAGGAUCCGGAGCCCAAAGACUCAAAGGAAGAAAUAGAAAAUGAGAAAGUAGCCGGGUCUUGUUUAUCUGAGCCGCUAAAUGAAGAGCGCCAGGAGCCACCGACAGAAGAUCAAGCCACCAUCGGGGACAUGGUCAAUGUUGCCGAGGAAGACGAUGUGUGCAACACCACUAAAGCCAAGGAGGCCAUCAAUUUGGAGCCUGAACUGUCGACUAGCGACAUGGACGUUGCUAAGCUAACUGCGAGUGAAACGAAAGACACUGAGGACACUCAAAAUGUCCCAGAAGAGGCAGUUGACCCUGAAAGCAAGAGCACUCGGGCUGUUAGCGUAAGCGAGCAGGGCGCGGGUGAAACCGAAAGCGCUGUUGAUUCGGAAAUGGUCUCUAAAGCUGAGGGUGAGGAGGAAGAGAAGAAGACUGAAGAGAAUGCUGCAGAAUCAACGGCAGUGAAAGAGUCCUCUUCUGUUGAGGGCGAUGAUCAGAAAAAGAGUUCUGAUGAGGAAAAAGGUAGCAAGCCUGACUCAAAAGAUGAAAAGGCCCCUACAGGUAGCGCUCCAGCUAGUAGUGGCAGAAACCUGUGGGUUAGCGGCCUCUCCUCCACCACCAGAGCGACUGAUCUAAAGACUCUGUUCAGCAAGUAUGGAAAGGUUGUUGGAGCUAAAGUGGUGACUAAUGCCCGGAGCCCCGGGGCUCGCUGCUACGGUUUUGUCACCAUGUGUUCCACGGAGGAGGCCACCAAGUGCAUCAGCCACCUGCACAGGACCGAGCUCCACGGUAGAAUGAUCUCUGUGGAGAGGGCUAAGAACGAGCCUGCUGGGAAGAAGCCUGCUGACAAUAGUGACGCUAAGUCUGGCACCGACAGGAGACACUCCUCAGACUCCAAGUCCGAUGCCAACAAGGACGAAAAGGCUGAAGGUGAAGUCGGAAAAGAUGGCAAACGUAAUGAAAGGACAGUGGUGAUGGACAAGUCCAAGGGAGAGCCUGUCAUCAGCGUGAAAGCCAAAAGCAAAGACCGGAGCACCAAGAGUCGCGACCGCAAGUCCCCAAGCAAAGAGAAGGACAUCCUGUCGUUUGACCAGAUCAAGGAGCAGCGUGAGCGGGAGAGACGGCGGCAGCGGGAGAGGGACAUCAGGGAGGUGGAGCGACGCAGGCACUCUGGUGAGCGCGGCAGUGGCCCAGACCGUGGCAGCGCAGACAACCGCACUGAGCGUGAGCGUAUCCGCCUGUUCCGGGAGAAGGAGGAGUGUGAGCGCCUCCUGCGGAAAAGAAACUGGCUGGAGGUGGAGAAGGAGCGGCUGAAAUUUGACCGCAUGGAGCGCGAGUUCCUGGAGCGUGAGCGUCAGCGUGUGGAGUACGAGCGCCGGCGUGAGCAGGAGAGGAUCCAACGGGAGAGGGAGGAGCUCCGCAGGCAGCAGGAGCAGCUGCGCUUUGAGCAGGACCGCCGCCCACUCAAGAGGCCCUACGCCGACAUUGACAGGAAAGACGACUGGCAGGACAAGAGGCUGGCUAUGGAUGACCGCUAUGGGGGGCGCUCAGACUUCGGUCGCCAGGAGCGCUACCAAGACAUUGACCACCGGGACCGUGGACGCUACCAGGACGAUGCCGUCAUUGACAGGAGGGACACUUCACGGGCUGUAGUUGCAGACCGGGAUAGCACACAGCACUUCUCGGACCGUACCGAGAGGCAUGGGAGGGACGCCUGGACCGCAGCAGGAAGUUAUGACAAGCGUACUAUUAAUCCGAGGGAGGGCCGUGACUGGGACAGAACCUGGCAAACAGGUCGAGACGGGGGCAUCCCAGGCCAAAGUCACAUGGGGGCACGGGGAGGAAUGGCAAGUCGUGGUGGAGGCUACAUGACAACAGGGACCUCCCAGUCCCUCUCUGGAGCUCUGAAUCGUCAGAACCAGAUGAUGCAGGGUGGCGGGGCCUUCGGUCGCCGCUACUGAGGUCUGAACACCCAGUUCCCAGUCACAUGUUUAGAUGUAUUGUGAAACUGUCUGCAGCAUGUAUAUUGCUCACAAAAACUUUGUGAAUUCAGAUGUUGCUUUUAUAGACCCUUUGACUUUUCUUCUUCCCUUUUAAAACUUAACUGCAAUUGAACUUAACUGAACAUCUGAGUUUUAAAUGUCUCUGAUCAGAUCAUUCAUAGCUUUUUCAUUCUGAAUUACCUUUUGUUUUCUAAUUGAAUGGAAUUUAUAAUUUUUCUAUUUUGUGUAUUUUGAGUGUGGUUGUAUCUUGGUAAGAAAUGCUCAGGAAUGCGUCUGCUUAAACGUUUGCUGAAACCUGUGGUGAACUUAGUUGCGGAAAAGUACGAACCCAUUAAUGGUUAUGAUUGCAUUUCGGGCAUAAUUUCAGUAACUGUAAAAUGUGGCGUUGUCUUAGUGUUUAUGUACAAAAAUAUUUUCAGAAUUUGUAUGUACAAUAGGAAACAAUCAACCGUGUUAGAUUCAACUGCAGUUGUACAAUACCACCACUGGAUGGCACCUGAUGGCUAUUUUUCUGUGAGAUGAGAAUGCUGCCUAAUAAAAUGUAUUUUCUUUUUGCAGGGCAAGGGCAAAUAUUUUUUGGGACUUUCUCUUCAUAAUGACAAUUUUAAGAGGAAUGUUGUCCAUAUUAUAACUAUUAACGCAAGUUUUGUUCGUGGUAGAUAUAACUCCACAAAUCCAAUAGAAUUAGACCUAAGAGCUCAGGACUCCUCAUGCAACCAGAAAACGAUAAGUACAUAAAUCAUCUUGCCCUUGUGAAAUGUGUUGUGUGGGGAUUUUCACCUGCAUACUUGUAGGCUACAUCUUUGGAGCUUAACACUUUACAGACUAUUUUGUUUGACGAUCUUGAUUCAUAAUGAGCUUAUGAAUGUUUUAAGUUAAUUAGUUUGGCAUGAUUGUCUAUCUACUCCGUAGGGCCUAGGCCACACUGAUGUAAACAGUUGCUUAAAAGAUACAUUGUUUUGUUUACUCCACCUGCUUUUCUCCUAGCCUACCAGCAGUUUUCCCCUCUAGCAGUCUACCAUAACUUUUGAUGUCUCUAACUUGCCCAGCCCAGAGAUUAAAGAUGAAUCUUUGGUCCAGUCAUGGAAUUAGAAUACUACAAUAGACAUGAACCUUCUUAUGGUCUAAAGGUCAGCCAUUCUGGUCAGGGAGUUAGUUACCCAGACAGUUUUAGAGGAAUGAUUCCAUUAAUAUUUAUAAUGAACUGCCAAUAUGCCAACAUUCCAUUCAAACAAUUGUCAAUCCACAGCUAUACACUGGAUGAAAUCGGUUGAUAGGACAGACAAGUUGUAAAUGCAACAAAUACUGACAUUGCAUCAUAUAAUAGCAAUCACAGCUGUCCAAGAAAACAAACAUUGAGACGUGUGGACUGUUUGCAUAUUUUAGAGGCUAUAUUGGUAUAAAACCCUUAAACUAUAAUAACAAUUUUAGGUUGACAAUUUUAUUACACAAUUUCUGAUAUAUCACACGCCUUACUUCUUUUCUGCAGAAGUAAAAUCAGGAUUAUGCCUGGUUCGGAUCUCCCUGACCAAUAUGGCUGCCAUUUUCACCACAUUGUGGAACGUUGAGGGUUAAAAUUCGCUAGCUAGCUAACCAACAACUGUAAUGAUGUUUUUGAGAGACAAGUGCUCAUUGUGCAAAUGUAUUUAUGUUUUCAAUAAACAUUGGAGGCAAUAUAGCUUACAUGUCAACAAUCUAUGCCAACCCAG
Coregonus clupeaformis (lake whitefish) is the source of this 4365-nucleotide messenger RNA. RefSeq names its product scaffold attachment factor B2. The coding region runs from base 113 to 2614 and encodes 833 amino acids. NCBI's taxonomy places the organism in Eukaryota, Metazoa, Chordata, Actinopteri, Salmoniformes, Salmonidae. The record is from RefSeq and is a predicted model, not a curated record. Gene Ontology annotation, molecular function: RNA binding; sequence-specific DNA binding. Gene Ontology annotation, cellular component: nucleus. The transcript has 18 exons. Gene Ontology annotation, biological process: regulation of transcription by RNA polymerase II; regulation of mRNA processing.